UUCAACCAUUAUGUCCCCGCUACUUGACGGUAUGCCAUAGCCGGCAAACAUCAGAUCAUCUUUCAUUGUACCAUAUUCUUCCUGGCGCGUGCUCCAGGAUUUCCCCUCCUUUAGGUGGCGGCUGGUACCCACCAAACAACUACCCCGAGCUUCCUCCCUCCCUCUGGUCUUGCAUGCGCGCGCCCACCCAUUUCCGCAUGGGAACCUCCCAACCGCCGCCAUGCCAUCAGACAUCCAGGUCUUUGUGACGUGGAAAGACCAAACGAUCUUUGCGGGAGAAGAUGUGGAAUGCACUAUUACCUUCAAGAACGUUGCGGAGACGAACGUGGAACCUCAUCAUGGUGGUCCGACUUCACAUCACAGACAAACCUCUCGAGCUACAAGCACCCACUCCGAGUCAUUGUUUUCUCUGAAAUCUCCUCAUAAAUUCUUCUUCGGCCCACACCGCCGCUCCGUCUCCACGAUACCCAAGAAAAGCCCGUCGCACCGCCUGUCUUCCUCGGUGAGCUCGCCGUUGAUCGGUUCGCACAGCUUCCCGCCUCCUUCAACUCCCCGCAAUGGCUCGGUCGCUAGUGGCAAGCACAAACGAUCGGUUUCUAUACUUUCGAUUGAUAGUGAAGGGACUGGGGAGCCGACGCCCCGAACUUCGUCACAGUUCAACCGACCCCGACCAGUAAGGGGUCAUGGGCGCGCGGCAAGUUUACAGGUCCUGCCAAGAAGAUAUGAAGCUUAUGAGGACCAACACGCAAAAGGUGGACGCAGUCCUGCUCGCACAUUCCCACUCCCCGAGUCUUCGAUCCAUUCAUCCCCAGGAAACCCCAGGAUUGACAUCGACGGUCCGAAUGACACCAGCCGUCGUGGCUCGAACAUCUAUAGUCCUAAUCGUUCAAAUGAGCCACCUCGUACUCAUGCGCGUCGGCCCCCAUUAUCACCGAUAGAAUUCAAAUUUCCGCCAUCUCCGGCAGUUGACACAAAUAUCCAUACAGGUGUUCCAAGUUUAACAUCACCGAUUGAAGAGAACCCCACAGAGUCCAGGCCUAAUGGGAAGGACCUACCCACUUUAGUGGCACCAGGACAUCUGCCGCAGCUCACCAAGAUCAUGUCAACGUCCAGCCUGGCUGGAAGUCACCGAAGCAGUGGAGAUUUCAACUCGAUCAGCGACAACUCCUCAGAAACUCUUCAAUCUGAGUACACAAACUAUUCCAUGCCAGUGCCGCGUCCACCUCUUGUCCCCCGUCACUCACGACAUGUGUCUAGCGUGGAGUCCCCGGGGCUCACACCGCAUGGCCAGACACUGCUCAUGGGCUAUGCGCAGAUCAGCGCAUCCUUUACUGUGGAUGGCUCAUUGAUUCAACAAUCUUACUUUGAAGAAGUGAAGCGGAAAGGCGUCGUCGGGGGAGUGGGAGGCGGGGCCGGUUUGCCGAGUGGAAAGCCAGCGGCAAGUGAAGAGAGAGGUCGUAAAGGCGGCGGCUUCUGGGGCGCUUUCAAAUGGAAUACCAUUGAGGAGUCUUUGAGUGGCCUUCUCUCAAAUAAUGAACUGGACGGUCUACGGGACAUGCGAGGCGUCUCCUCCUCCCGAUCGAUACCCCUGCUGUCGACUACGCAGUCACUCCUCUUCGUGGACUUGCGAUUGGCGCCUGGGGAGGAGCAGUCCUAUUCGUUCUCCUUCACUCUUCCAAGUGGACUACCAGCCAGCCAUAAGGGUAAAGCGAUCAAGAUUUCUUACAAUCUGGUUAUCGGCACGCAAAGGCCGAGUAGUCGUAAUGAGCCUCAGCGGGUGAAUCGCAUCAGCAUCCCCUUUCGUGUGUUUAGUGGGGUGAAUGGUCAAGGGGAUAUCAUGGGCCAUGAUUUGAUGAGCCCAUAUGUGCUGCUUCGAGACGAGGCCAGGGUGCAGAAAGUGGGAACAAGCCCGGCCCCGAUAGCGAAAUCCAAAAGUAUUAGCGGGCCUACUUGGACGUCGGCUCCAGAGUUCUUGUCAUACGUGGAUGAUAUUCUUGAACAAGCUUCACGUAACAACUCGCUGCACCCACCCGAGGCUCCCUCGGAGAAACGAGCAAGCCACGAUUCAACCCCCGGCCGACUAUCCUGCAAGGAUGCCAUUGAUCUGGCCAUCCUUCGCAGCAAUCAAACGCUGAACUCCUCCCGCAGCCCCAACCGGUUCGAGAUCGCGCGGGAUGGACGCCGAAUUGCUGUUGUUGUGCUCAAUCGGCCAGCUCACCGACUAGGCGAGACGAUUAUAGCUACCGUCAAUUUCGCGGAUGCUGCACUUCCUUGCUACGCUCUGCGAGCCUCUUUGGAGAGCUCCGAACGAGUUGCCCCGGCUUUAGCGAUCCGAUCAAAUGCGAGCAUCCGUCGUGCGACUCGCAAGGUUCAUGGUUCCUACUUUGAAAACACGCUCUACGCGACCCGCGUGGUCUUCAGUCCAGCAAUCCCCGUCUCUGCGACACCCACGAUCCUGACCACUGGUGUUAACCAUGAAUGGGAACUGCGGUUUGAGUUUGUCACCAGCAAUGCGCAUGACGGGUCAGCUCCGUCGGGUGCGCGUUUGUUGGAGGUCGUGUCACAAGACGAUCGCGGACGGAUCAUGUCUGCCUUGGAAAAUCUGGGGUGCGAAUCAUUUGAGAUCGCAAUUCCGAUUACGAUUUAUGGAGAGACAGUCCGGGAGCGACUACCAGAGGAAAAUGAAGGAUACGCUAUCUAAGAUAAGCUUCCAAAGAGGUGUAUCCAUCAAACUACAACUACAAGCAAGACAUGACAUGAGAAAUUUCUUGAAUGCAUGACGUCGGACCGAGCGUGAGACACAGCCAGACCUUGGCUGCACUAGGCCGUAACGACCUAAACGACGUAAUGGGUGAGAGUCGAGUAAGUAGUCUAGUCUAGUUUUCUAGCAUGCCAACCCAGCCAAACCCAGCCAGCACUGCAGCAAUAAAAGGGCGAUUUCCUUGCGGCCCG
Molecule: messenger RNA, 2952 nt
Organism: Aspergillus homomorphus CBS 101889
Lineage: Eukaryota; Fungi; Ascomycota; Eurotiomycetes; Eurotiales; Aspergillaceae
Product: putative intracellular protein transport protein (Sat1)
Exons: 3
Coding region: 221-2701 (826 amino acids)
Biological process (GO): retrograde transport, endosome to Golgi
Cellular component (GO): Golgi membrane; Ric1-Rgp1 guanyl-nucleotide exchange factor complex
Source: RefSeq, a predicted model, not a curated record